This is a messenger RNA of Zophobas morio, 459 nucleotides long. RefSeq lists its product as uncharacterized. The coding region runs from base 8 to 433 and encodes 141 amino acids. Gene Ontology annotation, molecular function: odorant binding. The record is from RefSeq and is a predicted model, not a curated record. NCBI's taxonomy places the organism in Eukaryota, Metazoa, Arthropoda, Insecta, Coleoptera, Tenebrionidae. The transcript is spliced from 2 exons.
ACCAAGCAUGUAUUCCCUGAAACUAGUUACCUUUGUGGUGCUUUCCUCCAUCCCCUAUUUCUGUUACGGAGCCAAGAGAGAAGAUUUUGACUUACAGAAAAUGUUUGAAGAUAUGGGCGAAGAAGGGAACAAGAUGAGAGAUGAGUGCUUCACGGAGAAUGAAAUGAGUCUUGCGGAUUUACACGACUAUGAUAAAGCUGAGGACAUCCCGGAAAAAGAACUGUGCUUCUACAAAUGCUUCUUCCAAAAAUCUUACGUUGUUGAUAAGGACGGUAAAGUGAUUAUUGAAAGUAUUAAAGCAAUCGAAGAAGUGAAAGACCUGGAGGAAAGCGACCGUGAAACGUUUACUAAUUGCUUGAAGGAAAUCAAGCCGGUGCUGGAAUGCAAAGAUAUGGUUGAAUUUGAGAAAUGUUUUGAUCAAAUAUUAAUGUAAUGUGUAUACUGUGUGUGAGAGUGAAA